Molecule: messenger RNA, 1411 nt
Organism: Psylliodes chrysocephalus
Lineage: Eukaryota; Metazoa; Arthropoda; Insecta; Coleoptera; Chrysomelidae
Source: the annotation of a GenBank genome assembly
AAACGAGAAGCUAUUAAAGAAUCCCGAAUUAUACAAUGAAAUGAAAAUGAAUGAACCUGAAAGAUAUCACAGACGUGUUCAAUGCGGGAAAAUAAAAAAGAUACAAGAGUUCAGUGACAGAUCCAAGAGGAAACAGAGAAAGAUAUGGAGAGAGAAGAAAAUAAAAAGCCGUCUAAAUAAAAAAAGACAAGAAGAACAUUUCCAAGCGAUUACGGAAAAUACUCCACCUGGGACUCCUCAGCCAAGAGUUUAUUUACAAAAUAAUGAAAUUCUCGGAGAUGCUCAGUCAUCUCACCAAAAACAAAGUGGUCUGAGAAGGGCUCGCAAAAACAGAAAACAAUUAAAACAAUGCAUACAUAAAUUAAAGAAAAAAGUUGAAAACCUCACUAGAAGCAACGCCACUUACCGAGUACGACUAAGUAGGUUAAAAGAAAAACAGAAAAAUAAUUUAUCUAAUACACCACGUAAAAGAGUUAAUAAUUUAUUAGAUGGACAACAUGUUAAUGAAAAAAUUCGAGAACAAAUUCUUUUUGCAGAAGUAUUAACAAAACAAUUAACCGACAAUUUUAAAAAAAUCAAAUCAAGAAAAGGAAAAAAUGAAUUUGCUUUGAGUAUAACAGGAAAUCUGAUGAAAAAGUAUCGAUUUAAAAAUGUAGUCAGUUCUAUAUUAUCAAGAAAAUUUGUAAAUAAAACACAUUGUAUAUCUAAUAGAAGAAAAAAAUUAUUAACGGAAAAGUAUAAGCUGGUGAAGGAGUUUCUGGAGAGAGAUGAAAUAAGUCGUUUGUGUCCAGGAAAAAAUGAUGUAAUUACAAAAAACAAAAUCAAAAAACAAAAAAGGUUACUGACCGAUUCGAUAAAAAACACAUACAAAAUGUUCAGAUUUGCUUAUCCUCAUACGAAGAUAAGUUACUCUUUGUUUUGUAAACUAAGACCAUUUUAUGUUCUUUCUCCAAAUGCCAAGUCCCGAGAAACAUGUUUAUGCGUUAUUCACGAAAAUGUGUUACUGCUUGUGAGCAAAAUGAAGCUUUUAAAAAUCAUAAACGAAAAUUCCUCUAGUGAAAUAGUGAACUCGCUCUGUUGUAGAGAUCAAACAGAGCUCUGUAGUGAAAGAAGUUGCGCAGCUUGCAAAGAGAAAACCAUAGUAACCAAUGAGUUUAAUUCUGAUGAUAUUACGUCAUAUAAAAAGUGGGAGACAGCAAAAGUAACUCUUUUAAUUAAAGGUGUAGAAAAGCAAUGCCAAAAAACAAUAAAAAAGCAGAUAACUUGUACAAAACGAGAACUAGUUGUUGUUUUGGAAAAUUCAAUAACCAAAUUUAUGGCUCACACAAAUAAUAUUAAGCAUCAGUAUCAUGCAAUCUCUGAAAUAAAACAAAAUCUCAAGUUUGCAGACGUAUUAAUACCUACACCUUGA